Odocoileus virginianus texanus is the source of this 1216-nucleotide messenger RNA. It is a transcript of the gene PNOC, whose product is annotated as prepronociceptin. Gene Ontology annotation, molecular function: opioid receptor binding. Gene Ontology annotation, cellular component: dendrite; neuronal cell body; axon terminus. NCBI's taxonomy places the organism in Eukaryota, Metazoa, Chordata, Mammalia, Artiodactyla, Cervidae. Gene Ontology annotation, biological process: chemical synaptic transmission; neuropeptide signaling pathway; sensory perception. The record is from RefSeq and is a predicted model, not a curated record.
GGAGCAGCCAGGAAGGACUGGAGGUUCUGCCGCUCGCUUGAUUAAGGGGGUCAGCCGUGUGCAUGUGUCAUCGAGGUGGGCAGGGAAGGGGAGGGCUGUGCGUGUGGGGGGAGGAUAUAUAUGCCCGUGUGGCUGACACAGCGGAGCCUCACAGCCGGAGGAGCCCGGUUACUGACAGCUCGCAGCAUCCAGCUUCCGGCUCCUGCACCAUGAAAAUCCUGUUUUGUGACCUCUUGCUGCUCAGCCUCUUCUCCAGCGUGUCCAGCAGCUGUCAGAAGGACUGUCUGGUCUGCAGAGAGAAGCUCCGUCCCACUCUUGACAGCUUCAACCUCGAGGUGUGCAUCCUCGAGUGUGAAGGGAAGGUCUUCACCAGCCCGCUCUGGACUCCAUGCACCAAGGUCAUGGCCAGGGGCUCCUGGCAGCUCAGCCCUGCUGACCCAGACCACGUGGCGGCUGCUCCGGACCAGCCCAGAGCCUCUGAGAUGCAGCAUCUGAAACGAAUGCCCCGGGUCAGGAGCCUCUUCCAAAGGCAGAAGAGGACAGAGCCCGGCCUGGAGGAGGUGGGGGAGAUGGAGCAGAAGCAGCUGCAGAAGCGGUUCGGGGGCUUCACCGGGGCCCGGAAGUCGGCCCGGAAGUUGGCUAACCAGAAGCGGUUCAGUGAGUUUAUGCGGCAGUACCUGGUCCUGAGCAUGCAGUCCAGCCAGCGCCGGCGCACCCUGCACCAGAAUGGUAAUGCGUAGCUGGAAGGGGAGCCCCUCCCGGCUGCACCGUCCACUUCAACCCAUGAGUGUCCGGGCGAUCCCCAAAGCAGCAUGUCUCCAGCCCCAGACCUGCCGGCUGGGCAUCAGGGCGCCUCCCUCCCCAAGGCACUGAGGCGAGCUUUCCGCUCCAGGCCGCCGCCCCGGGGCCCUGCGCCAUCUGGUUGUCUUUCCCUCCCCGACUCCUCCUGGCCCCUCCCCACCCAUGGCAUGUUUCAUGACAACCCUGUGGCUACAUCAGAGUGUAUUUUUGUAACUCCUCCAGCUAACAUUUAAACGGCCCCAUCUCUCCUUCUCACCCACCUCUUCCCUCUUUGAGGUGGUGGGUUCAAGGAACAGGAAAUCAAGCCUGGGGUUUUGACUCGUCACUGCCGUAACUUGUUUGUAAAAGAGCUGUUCUUUUUGACCGAUUGUUUUAAACAGAUAUUUCUCCAUUAAACUUCUACUGAGCAAAUGGU